UAGCCCCCCAUCUCUCUCUCUCACAAUUGCUAGAGAGUUACACUUAGGAUUGCUGUCAACAAUUUACAACCUUUUUGUUUAUACAGAAAAGCUGAAUUUCAUUUCCAAUUUACCUGGUAGUUGGAGUAAUCAAUAGGAAUUGAAAAUGGCCCUCAAUUUGCUUUCUCCUGCUGAAAUUAAGUCAAUCUCUUUCUUGGACAAUUCAAAGUCCAGCUACAAUCUUAGCCAUCUUAAGUUUACAGGUGGACUGUCUAUCAGAAGAAAGGAGUGCAGUGGGGCAUUUGCUAAGAGAGUUCAGUGUUCAGCACAGCCGCCGCCACCUCCUGCCUGGCCUGGAAGGGCUGUUGCUGAGCCAGGAAGGCAGAGUUGGGAUGGUCCAAAGCCUAUCUCAAUUGUUGGGUCGACUGGCUCUAUAGGAACUCAGACACUGGAUAUAGUCGCUGAGAAUCCGGACAAGUUUAGAGUUGUUGCACUUGCUGCUGGUUCAAAUGUGACUCUUCUUGCUGAUCAGGUCAAAACAUUCAGGCCAAAAUUAGUUGCUGUAAGAAAUGAAUCAUUGGUUGAAGAACUCAAAGAUGCUCUUGCUGAUAUGGAAGACAAGCCUGAGAUUAUACCUGGGGAGCAGGGUGUGAUUGAGGUUGCCCGCCAUCCUGAUGCUGUCACUGUAGUUACAGGAAUAGUUGGCUGCGCAGGUUUGAAGCCUACAGUGGCUGCCAUCGAAGCAGGAAAAGACAUUGCUUUGGCCAAUAAAGAGACUUUAAUUGCUGGUGGUCCAUUUGUCCUUCCUCUUGCACACAAGCAUAAAGUGAAGAUUCUUCCUGCAGAUUCAGAACAUUCAGCUAUAUUCCAGUGCAUACAAGGCUUGCCAGAGGGUGCCCUUAGGCGCAUUAUAUUAACUGCAUCUGGAGGGGCUUUCAGGGACUGGCCAGUUGAGAAGUUGAAAGAAGUUAAAGUAGCUGAUGCUUUGAAGCAUCCCAAUUGGAACAUGGGAAAAAAGAUUACUGUUGAUUCUGCCACCUUAUUCAAUAAGGGUCUUGAAGUUAUCGAAGCUCACUACCUUUUCGGAGCUGAGUAUGACAACAUUGAAAUUGUCAUCCAUCCCCAAUCCAUCAUACAUUCGAUGGUGGAAACACAGGAUUCAUCAGUAUUGGCACAGCUAGGGUGGCCUGAUAUGCGUUUGCCCAUCCUUUAUACUUUAUCCUGGCCUGACAGAGUUUACUGUUCGGAGAUUACUUGGCCUCGGCUUGAUCUUUGCAAGCUCGGAUCAUUGACAUUUAAAGCUCCUGAUAAUGUAAAAUACCCAUCCAUGGAUCUUGCUUACUCUGCUGGGCGCGCCGGAGGGACCAUGACUGGAGUUCUAAGUGCAGCAAAUGAGAAGGCAGUGGAAUUAUUUAUUAGUGAGAGAAUUAGCUACUUGGAUAUUUUCAAGAUUGUGGAGUUAACAUGCGCGAAGCACCGGGAAGAGUUGGUGUCUUCUCCAUCGCUGGAGGAAAUUAUACAUUACGAUUUGUGGGCUCGAGACUACGCAGCCAGUUUGGAACCAUCAUCUGGUUUGAGUCCAGCUCUUGUAUGAUUUGUUUCUUCGGUUAGCACCCAACAUGUUUACCCAGUAAAAGGAAAUUGUUAAAAGGGUGGGGGAAUAUGCAAAUAUGUAUGUGUAAUAUGAUUAGGUUACAUGUACUACAUCAUCACCCUUUUUGAGUAAAUUCAUUCCUUUUUUGAUA
Messenger RNA from Solanum lycopersicum (tomato), 1724 nucleotides. RefSeq names its product 1-deoxy-D-xylulose-5-phosphate reductoisomerase (gene DXR). Gene Ontology annotation, biological process: isoprenoid biosynthetic process. The record is from RefSeq and is marked validated. NCBI's taxonomy places the organism in Eukaryota, Viridiplantae, Streptophyta, Magnoliopsida, Solanales, Solanaceae. Gene Ontology annotation, molecular function: manganese ion binding; protein binding; NADPH binding.